Messenger RNA from Mya arenaria, 1292 nucleotides. RefSeq lists its product as uncharacterized. Gene Ontology annotation, cellular component: nucleus. Bases 1 to 555 code for a protein of 184 amino acids. NCBI's taxonomy places the organism in Eukaryota, Metazoa, Mollusca, Bivalvia, Myida, Myidae. The transcript has 5 exons. The record is from RefSeq and is a predicted model, not a curated record.
AUGUUAUACCUUUAUAGAGUAAACAGUGUUGGUGGGCAUGGCCGGGACGCUGGAGAAGUGAAGAAAAAAUGGAUCGACUUGAAGUCUGUAGUGAAAAAGAAGGUCAUGGGGCAGCUUCACGGCCACAAACAAACCGGAGGUGGCGAGCCCAUUGAGAUGAACAUUAAGGAUUGGGAGGAGAAGGUCCUUGCAACCAUACCAAAGGUGUCUGUUUCUGGGAUAGAAGGGGGGAUCGACACUAGUGAACAAUUGAAUGGCAUCAUGUCUUCAGAGGUCCCGGCAACUUCACUUGAGGUCAAGACAGGAGAGGUCUCAUCACCAGAAGGAACAGGGAGUGACAUCACACCAGGACCAUCCUCAACAGCCAAGAGAAAGUUGGAGGAGCCUGGGAAGAGCGAAAAGAAGAAAAAGAAAAUGGAGGAAGAGGAUUUAAGUCUGAGGAUGGUUCUUGCUCAGGAGCAAACAAACUCAAUAUUAAAAGAAAUAAGCAACAGCUUAAAAGAAAUUGUUAAUCUAAAAAGAGGCGAACAACAAUUUAGUGUUUUUGAACAAUAACUUUUGUAUAUGAUGUGUAAGCAUUACUAUUAUCCGGAAAACGUUAUUUGCAAAUUGGUAAUUGAAAUGUAUUUAAAAAGUUAUUAUUUCUUGUGAAUAAAAUUGAGCUUUGGCAUAAUUUAAAUGAUCUCGUUAUAGAUGAAAAGUAAUAUGUUGACAUAAUGUAAAAAUAGAUGAUGAUCAUUGCAAAAAGUUUCCCUAAAGUCACAUUUAUCUCUUGAAAUUAAGAAAUUAUACAUUCAAUUGAAAAGUACAUACAUUGAAAACAGAAAUAUUUGUAAAAACAGAAAAAACUUUGUCAUGGAUCUAUAUUUUUUUUAUCUUAAAGGGACUGUUCACCACUAUGCUAUGAAGGCUUACUUUAAACGAGUGGUAUAUUUAAGCAGUAUACCUAACUUGGUAAUAUCAUGUGAUAACAACGACUAGCAAAUCACGCAUUAGGAAUGAUUUCUACUAGGUAGACAUACCCAGUAAUCUUUUUUAAUGGAAAAAUACAAAAUAACUGCUAAACUUAAAUAAAUUAUAAACUAUGAGGAACUUUAGUUUAUAGAAAGUUUCAAUGCAUCGUACACAUUAAUACCAAGUUUAUGUCAGUUUUCGACAAUUUUCUUGCAAAUUGAUCAUCUGGUGCAAAGUUACUUUAACAAUCCUGAUUUCUUGAAACUUCCUCAGCUUAUUAGGCUUUAAGUAGUUCCUUUUAUUUUGCAAAAUAUCAAAUUUAAACUAGAUUUUUAUAA